CGCGCCGGCUGUGAGGUCAUCAUGCGCGGCCGGAAGGAAGGAGCGGAGCGGUUGUUUCCGUUGCUGGGGCUGGCGAGGGAGGCGGGGGGCCCCGCGCGCCUGUGGGAGCCGCGCGCCGAGCGGGGGCGGGGGCAGCGCGCGCCGGGGCCGGCGGCGACGGCGGGGGGGCGGCCGGGCGGGGGCGAGCGGGGGCGGGCCGCGGCCAUGGCGGGCAAGGCGGCGGCCGAGCCCCUGGGGCGGACGGCGGAGGAGGUGGCCUGGGCGGAGGCGCUGCGCGGGGCCUGCGAGCCCGAGCACCACUGGCGGCACCGCCGGGAGUUCCUGCUGCGCAACGUGGGGGCGCCGCCGGCGGCGGGCAGCGCCGAGCUCCAGCGGCUCGUGUCCCUCUCCAUGGUGUGGGCCAACCACGUCUUCCUGGGCUGUCGGUACCCGCCUCAGGUCAUGGGGAAAGCGCUGGAAAUGGCCGAAGGCAUCCAAGUGACCGGCGCGCCCGUCCGCACCACGAGAGAUGAACUGGUUGCCAAGGUGAAGAAAAGAGGCAUAUCAAGUAGCAAUGAAGGGAUAGAGGAGCCCUCCAAGAAACGAGCUGUAGAGAAAAGCAAAGACUCUAAGGAUACUGGAAAGGAUGUGAAAACUACCAAGCCAGAAGCCCCUAAGGAAAUGGAGAGCACAUUGCCAAAAAAGCAGGAAAAAGAUACCAGCAAAGACUCAGAAAGCUCAGACUCGCUUUGCAGUUCAAACCAGGAAGCAGGCGCAGCAUCGGGCACUGAAAUAGAAGGAAAACCUGCUAAUGCUGAAAAUACCACUGAGCAAAAGCCAACUCCAUCUCCGUCUGAAAAGGAGCCAGUAGAGAAGCCUUGUUUAAAUCCAUCUAAGGAGAGCAAGUGUGAAAACGUGCCAUCACCUGAAAAGAAAACUACGUCAAGUACGGUGCCGCCGGCUGCCAAGGGCGCCCCGCAGGCAGGAGCGGUGCCGCCGGCUGCCAAGGGCGCCCCGCAGGCAAGCGCUGCAUCUCUGUCUUCCAAAAACCAAGCAAAUGCCCCAUCGGCAACAUCCAAGGGUGGCGCUCAGGCGGGCGCCUCGCUGCUGCUGGCCCCGAAGGGUGGCGCUCAGGCGGGCGCCUCGCUGCUGCUGGCCCCGAAGGGUGGCGCUCAGGCGGGCGCCUCGCUGCUGCUGGCCUCCAAAGGCAGUGCUAAGGCGAGCUCCUCGCUCCUGGCCUCCAAGAGCAGCGCUGAGGUGGCUGCCUCACUGCUGGCUGCUCGAAGUGGCGCUCAGCAAGGUAGCUCACUGCUGGCCUCCAAGAGCAGUGCUCAGGUGGCCGCCUCGCUGCUGGCUGCUCGGAGUGGCACUCAGCAAGGUGGCUUGCUGCUGACCUCCCGGGCUGGUGCUCAGGGAGGUGCUUCACUGCUGGCCUCCAAGGGUGGCACGCAGACAGGUUCUCCACAACUUGCCUCCAAGAGUAGCUCGCAGGCAGGUGAAAGUCCUGCUAGAGCUUUGUGCAAACCGUUAACCAGUGAAGAUGCAAAGGAAAGGCAGCCUUUUUUCAACAGACUAUACAAAGCUGUAGCCUGGAAACUGGUUGCUGUUGGAGGCUUCAGUCCUAAUGUAAAUCAUGCAGAACUUCUAAACUCAUCUAUUCAGUCUGUAAAAGCUACUUUAGAUGUUGCUUUUGUUCCACUGAAGGAACUUGCAGACUUACCUCAGAAUAAGAGCUCUCUAGAAAAUAUAGUCUGUGAACUGAGGUGCAAGUCUGUCUACUUGGGUACUGGCUGUGGUAAAAGUAUGGAAAAUGCCAAAGCAGUUGCUUCGAGAGAAGCUUUGAAAUUAUUCCUCAAGAAGAAAGUUAUUGUGAAGAUAUGUAAAAGAAAAUACAAAGGAAGUGAAAUUGAAGAUUUGGUACUUCUGGAUGAAGAAUCAAAACCCUCAAAUUUACCUCCAGCUUUAAGAAAUCCUCGAGAGAUCGUGUAGGCAAGGAUUGCUGUUUAUACUGUGUAUAGUAUUUCAACACAAGAACUGAAGGUUAAUUUUGUACUUUAAAAACAUAGGCUUCCAGAUAUUUUGUAUUUCUUUCUCAGUUUUGCAAGACAAUUAUAUUCCUUUCACUUGGUAGCAAUUGUAUAAAACUUGUUAGAGAUGACAAGUGCGCAUUUAAAGGUAUGCCUUAAUAUAUAGCACACUAGUGUGCUGUUUUAUUUGCAGAAUAGUCUACCUAAUUCUUCUAUUUUUAAUUAAACAAUUAAGGUACAAUUUGCUGUUUAAAAUCUGACAGUUUUGUAAUUCUUACAAUUUGAUGGCAGUGUGCUCAAUUGUCUACCAUGUCUUUUUUUAGCUGCAUAGAAGUAUGUAUAUAGGGACCAUAAUACUUGAAUGAUUGAAAAGUGUUUGAAAUUUUCAAUCAAAAAGUUGAAUCAUCUGUUUCAGACAUGUUGUUCAUAAUGUUCGCUGUUCCUCUUACUAGGAGAGAAAAUAAUUGGUUGACUAUUUCUAUGAGAAGUUGUAACAGUUAAAGAAAAAAUGACACUUGGAUCCCAUUUAAUGUUAUACUAGCAAGUUAGAUCACAUAUAACAUUACACUAGCAAGUUGUCAAUUAGCAGUCAAGUCACAGUGACUUCAGCCACCAAAACUCUGUAAGCAGAUUUAACUUAUUUUGUGAAAUACCAUUUACAGUUUGAUUUUUUUUCAAAUAAACAUGAAUUUCUAUAUUAAGCAUAUUUUGACUGCUACUAAAAGUGAAACCUCUGGGAUAUGCUUUUAUAGUACUUUGUUUUUAGCUGUUAAAUAUUCUAGCCAUUUCAGUAACUUUUUGCAACACCUUCAGAAAAGCUUUACUUUGGUUUCAAGGUGUAAUUCCUCAAGGAUGUGUUGAUUCUUAUUUGGAUGUAUAGUUGAAAUAGUGUAAACUGAUAAGCGGACCUAUUAAAUAGCUAUUUCUACUUUUGUAACCCUUACCAAGAAGUAGAUGAGCGAAAUCAAGAUGCUGCUGUCUUCUAGAGACAGCAAAUAUACUGUAAAGACUUUAUACUAAUUGAGCCCUUCCUUUGCUACAUUUUCACAUGAUGUUCACAAUGGUUUUAAGCAAAGAAAGUGGGAGAUUACCUUUUAUUUACAAUGUGCUUGAAAUAAAUGCACAAAUUGCAUGUUUCAUAUAUUGGAUAAUGACAUGUAAUGGUAAAAAACAUAAUGUCUUCAGUACUAUUUAGAAUUAAUCUUGUCUAAUUACAGUAGUUAGUAUCAUUUAAUGGAGACCUUGCACUUGAUUGACAGAUUCAUUGAUUAAGUGCUACAGGAGUGAAUAGGAAUUUCUGGGAUCUCAGUAGUAUCUAUGUCCACUUAAGAGUUCAAUUCUGUUGUGAUUUGGGGACUAAAACACAAUGGCAUUGUUAUACUGUACCUUUCGUGAUUUUGGACGCUAGUGGCUAUUCAGUCUGUAGCACCUGGAGACUGUAAGGUGCUUAUAUUGUACUUCUGGUCAGUCAGUUCCUAACUUUCUCCAUCUGAUUGUUGUGCUUCUGUGCCCUAAGUCAUCCUUAACUCGAGUAGGUUUCUCAGGUGUUCCCCAUAUGUAUUUCUGGAGCAUGACCCAACAUUUGGAAUGCAACUUGUUAAACUGCUUCUUAUACAGCAUAAAAGUUUGGUGCUUGCUUCUAGCUCAGAGUGAGUUUCAUGCUGUAUGUAGGAGCUGUGGUAUUCAUGCCAGGAAAUGUGAGACCUGUUUUCAAAUCCUCACCCUGUUGAGGUGGAGACAUCGAAUAACUAUUUUUGAAGGGCAGGAAUUGUUCUAUGCCCUCUUAACUUUAGCUUUUCUGUUGGUUAUUUUGGGCAUCUCCUAAUUUGUGGUUGAAAAUUGCAGCAUGUGUUGCAAUGUGAAUAUCCCAAUUUCCCAUCUGUAAAAUAGGGCUAACAGUAUUUACUAACCUAAAAGGGAUGUUAGGAUAACUGUGUUAAAAGGUGGAGGUGCUAGAAGCCUUUUUUAAAGUCCUGACAAACUUUCUAUUUUUUUUUAUUUUUGAAUGUUAUUUCUCUUAGCUGUUUGGUUGUGAUUCAUUAAAGGAUGAGUGUAGCUACUCCUACUAUAAACUCUGAAAA
Molecule: messenger RNA, 4087 nt
Organism: Dromaius novaehollandiae (emu)
Lineage: Eukaryota; Metazoa; Chordata; Aves; Casuariiformes; Dromaiidae
Gene: CDKN2AIP
Product: CDKN2A interacting protein
Exons: 3
Coding region: 22-1968 (648 amino acids)
Cellular component (GO): nucleolus; nucleoplasm
Source: RefSeq, a predicted model, not a curated record